AUGCCCUGCUGCAGGAGCGAUGGAGAAGAUGGAUGGACCCCCGAGGCCUCUAGUUCCAUCUGGGAGGCACAAUCUGGCUCUGAUAUACAGGAACUGUUCCCGAGUCCCUCAAACCUGGCAGCGUUGUCCUUUUCUCGCCUUGUGGCAGAGGAUGACAAUGGCCCAUGUGGUUGCAGAACUCCCCCUGAUGGGUCACGUGCCCCGGAUGUCAUCCCAGAUAGCAAGUACAGUUGCACACAGGUGUUGAAGGAACUCGGCAGAUGUCACAAGCUACAGGAAUCUCUUCUGAGCUCAGCGAGCGGAUUCAGCAACUACCGAGGCAUUCUCAACUGGUGUGUUGUCAUGCUGAGGGAGGGUGUUGCAGAGAUGAUCGGGGAGAUGGGGCAGUGCUAUGGAGAUGACCAGGAGGGCGUGCUGCAGACUGUGGAUGAGAUGGGGCGGACGGCUUACAUAGAGGACCGCUCUCCUCUGAGAGUCACUUGUAACUCUCGGACAGUCGUGUCCCAACCACUUCUCCGUCAUUCACAUCUAGCCCUCAGGAGGGAUUGCCUGAUGGGGAAAGCCCGACUCUCUGCUGCGGCUGUCCAUACCUGGCCCCUCUACUACAGUCACCUGGCCCUGCAGCUGUUGCGGAACUACAACUCCCAGCAAGCUCUGUUCUGGGGAUGCCUGUUUGCAGUAGAAAUAUCAGAGCAGACAAGCGGCAGUGAGAGGGACGACCAUGACACGUGCAGUGCGUCCUUGGCUUGUGCACCUGUCAUCGGAGGCCACCCAUGCCAGGACUCUCGAGGACCACUCCACGGCCCACCGCCCAGGCACCACACAGGCCGCGCCGUCAUCGUUGAGAGUCGCCCUCCACUAUCCCCACGGACGAUUACAAGCGAAUACUCACCCAGCCUUAGAUACGGCAUACUGGUGGAUCCCAUCCAAGUGGUUUCCCUCUUCCUGAAGCACCCUUAUAGCUGGCCCUCGCUGUGCCUGGUGUUGGCUUCUAAUGUCUUCGUUUUGGGGUCUCUGCACCUGGAGAGGCGACUGGCAUCUGGUCGAUUUUCAGAGGGAAUGGGUGUUUUCCUGUACACCAUCAUCCUCACUGGUAUCCUCUGUUUCCCGGUACUGGUUGUGUUCACAAUUGCCUCCAUGACUCCAGUGGGGGCUGUCUUUGCGUUGUCCAUCUAUACCAUUCUCUUCCUCAAGAUAUAUUCUUACAAAGACGUCAACCUCUGGUGCCGGGAGAGAAGGCUGACACGGACCAGAGCACUGGGGCGCUCUCAGUCCGCUCCUUUAAUGAGAAAAGCAAAUGGAGAGGCAGGACAGAAGGAGGUGUCGUACCCUGGCAAUCUGACACACAGAGAUAUGUAUUAUUUUGUCUGUGCUCCGACUCUCUGCUAUGAAAUUAACUUCCCCCGAUCUCCGAGGAUUCGUAAGAGGUUCCUUCUACGGAGGCUUUUGGAGAUGUUGUUCAUCAUGCAGCUCUUGGUUGGCCUAAUCCAACAGUGGAUGGUCCCAACAAUUCAGAACUCCAUGAAGCCAUUCCGGGAUAUGGAUUACUCGCGGAUGAUUGAGCGUCUCCUGAAAUUGGCGGUCCCCAACCACCUCAUCUGGCUCAUCUUCUUCUACUGGUUCUUCCACUCUUCCAUGAACUUUGUGGCGGAGUUGAUGCGUUUUGGAGAUCGGGAAUUCUACAGGGAUUGGUGGAACUCGGAGACAGUGACCUACUUCUGGCAGAAUUGGAACAUCCCAGUACACAAAUGGUGCAUCAGACAUUUCUACAAGCCCAUGAUGAAACGUGGGCUCUCCAGGUGGGCUGCUCAGACCGCCGUCUUCUUCGCCUCAGCUUUCUUCCAUGAGUAUUUGGUCAGCAUUCCUCUGAAGAUGUUCAGACUCUGGGCCUUCAUGGGGAUGAUGUCACAGAUUCCUCUGGCCUGGUUUGUGGGACGGUUUCUCAGGGGCAAUUAUGGGAAUGCGGCUGUAUGGAUUUCCUUGAUUAUUGGGCAGCCGAUAGCAGUUCUUAUGUAUGUACAUGAUUACUACAUCCUGAACCAUGAGAAGAGUCAGUGAUUGCCUCACAGCACCCCUGCAACUCGCACUUCGGACCUUGGUGGAGAAGCGAUUUCUGAGCCAUGUGCCUUUCCUGAACCCUCUAAUUCCCAACCAAUCAUGUUUCUGAUGACCAGCAGGAUAGUGGGAAUGUUAUGAAGGAUAGACACUUGUAUGAACUCCACUCUGGUCUGUACAAUCAGGAGGACACCAUCUGUUCACACUUCUGAUGCAACCUGAAAUCAAGGCCUAGCUUGUUAUUUUCCUAGGUCCGACUUCUACCUAAUGCCCUACUAUGAUAUCCAUCCAACUCUGGGUCUACUCCUCUUUCAAGAUGUGCCUUCUGUCCAGGACCCGGUCCACUUCCGUCCAGGAGCCUGUCAGUUCUCCGAGUUCUGUCAUCCGUCCAAGUUCAGGUCUCUUUUUCCAGACUGAGACAUCAUCUGAAGACUUUGUGACUUCUACAAUAAAAUAUCCACCAGCGGCCUCAUCGCCUAGAUCUGAGACCUGAGCACCAUCUCCUCCUUCGGGAUCCUUUUUGCACUUUCUG
Molecule: messenger RNA, 2587 nt
Organism: Nanorana parkeri
Lineage: Eukaryota; Metazoa; Chordata; Amphibia; Anura; Dicroglossidae
Gene: DGAT1
Product: diacylglycerol O-acyltransferase 1
Exons: 23
Coding region: 1-2058 (685 amino acids)
Biological process (GO): triglyceride biosynthetic process
Cellular component (GO): endoplasmic reticulum membrane
Molecular function (GO): diacylglycerol O-acyltransferase activity
Source: RefSeq, a predicted model, not a curated record